This is a messenger RNA of Rangifer tarandus platyrhynchus (Svalbard reindeer), 1584 nucleotides long. The record is from the annotation of a GenBank genome assembly. NCBI's taxonomy places the organism in Eukaryota, Metazoa, Chordata, Mammalia, Artiodactyla, Cervidae.
AUGUUCAUGCUGCUUGUCUUUGGAGCACUGCUUCCUGAGGUCCCCCUGAGUGGCCAAGACAAGUCUCCUCCCCAGGCUGAUGGCAUUCCAGCCACCCCUCUGUUCAACUAUGCCAGCCUCCGCCUGCCGGAAGAGCACAUUCCCUUCUUUUUGCACAAUAACAGGCAUAUUGCCACAGUCUGCAGGAAAGACUCACAUUGUCCUUAUAAGAAACACUUAGACAAUUUGAAGUACUGCUGGGGUUAUGAGAAAUCCUGCAGACCAGAGUUCAGAUUUGGUUACCCUGUUUGCACCUAUGUGGAUAUGGGAUGGACAGACACUCUUGAAUCAGCCCAGGAAAUAUUCUGGAAGCAAGCCGACUUCGGAUAUGCGGGAGAGCGUCUGGAGGAGCUUCAUGUGCUCUGCCAGCCGAAGGAAAAGAAUGACUCAAGUCUGGUGUGUUCCCGUUACCUUCAGUACUGUAGAGCCACCAAUAUCUACCUUGAUUUAAGAAACAUCAAGAGAAACCAUGACAGAUUCAAGGAAGAUUUUGUCCAAAGUGGGGACAUUGGAGGACACUGUAAACUUGACAUUCGUUUGUUGAUGUCUCAAGGUCAGCGCAAAAGCCCUCUGCAGUCUUGGUUUGCGGAGCUACAGAGCUACACUGAACUCAACUUCAGACCUGUAGAAGAUGCUCAGUGUGACAUUGUUAUUGAAAAACCAACCUACUUCAUGAAACUAGAUGCAGGUGUUAACAUGUAUCACCACUUCUGUGAUUUCAUCAAUCUUUACAUUACUCAGCAUGUUAACAAUUCCUUUAGCACAGACGUGUACGUCGUGAUGUGGGACACAAGCUCCUAUGGAUAUGGUGACCUGUUCUCCGACACAUGGAAAGCAUUUACUGAUUAUGAUGUUAUACAUUUGAAAACUUAUGACUCCAAAAGGGUAUGUUUUAAAGAAGCUAUCUUUUCUUUACUUCCCCGGAUGAGAUACGGGCUGUUCUAUAACACCCCUCUGAUCUCUGGGUGUCAAAAUACUGGGUUAUUCAGGGCAUUUUCCCAGCAUGUACUGCACAGACUGAGCAUCACACAAGAGGGUCCCAAGGGUGGAAAAAUUCGAGUGACCAUUCUUGCACGGAGCACAGAGUAUCGGAAAAUACUGAAUCAAAAUGAGCUUGUAAAUGCACUGAAAACAGUAUCUACAUUUGAGGUCCAGAUUGUUGAUUAUAAGUAUAAGGAACUUGGGUUUUUAGAUCAGCUGAGAAUCACGCAUAACACAGACAUAUUUAUUGGAAUGCAUGGAGCUGGUCUUACCCAUUUGCUUUUCCUUCCAGACUGGGCUGCGGUGUUUGAACUGUACAACUGUGGAGAUGAACGUUGUUACUUGGACCUGGCUAGGCUGAGAGGUGUCCACUACAUCACUUGGCGAAGGCAGAACAAAGUCUUUCCUCAAGAUAAGGGCCACCACCCAACUCUGGGGGAACAUCCAAAGUUUACCAACUAUUCUUUUGAUGUAGAAGAAUUUAUGUACCUUGUCCUUCAGGCUGCAGAUCAUGUAUUGCAACACCCAAAGUGGCCAUUUAAGAAAAAACAUGAUGAGCUAUAA